AUGGCGAUGCCGGGGCAACACAUGAACGGCGCUCCUUCGAACAUCUCGGCUGGCGUAGAUCCCACUUACUGGGGCGGCCACCAGGACUUCUCACCGGACUCCACAUCGCCAUUGUCGCCCUCGCUAGGGCUUCAUUUGUCGCCGACACAGAGUAUCACCACCCAGAGCAGCAUCAAUGGCGGGACUCCCCCGGCGCAAACGCCCCAGUCGGACAGCGGCGGCAGCAAAGGAACCGGCCAGAAGAACAGCCAGAAGCAGUCAAAUAACGACCAGACCAGAGCCUCGGUCGCUGUCGCGACCGACAACGUGGAAUGUACCUACAUCAAGUCGCGAAGAGGCUGGAAGGGCAAGCGGAAAACCAAGGACGACACGGGCGCGUCCACGACCCCGAAUGGAAUAUCUGCAUCUGAAGUCCAAGCCAGCAAUGGCCACAUCUCGUCACCUGAGUACUCGUACAACGGCGAUGCUGGCAUGAACCAGCUCAGCCCAACUCACGGUCUUGGCGUCCGACCUGUAGCCCCACCAGUUGCUCAACUCAACCUAAAUGGAUCCGCGCGUCUGAACCGAUUUGGUCACUUGGGACCCGAGACGGCUGUGCAGGCAUUCUACCACUUCUUCUACAACUCACAUCCAUUCUGCCUUCCGGAACGGAGGUUAGUGGAACUCUUCAAGGAACGACAUGCCCCACUCUUGGAACAUGCCGUACAUUUCAUCGGAUCCAGCUACAUACCGUCGGUGCCUACGGCCAUGUACAAGGAAGCGUUAGAUCGCCAGAUAGACAGCAACAACUACCCAAGAGAUGCGUGGUCGGUCCAAGCCCUGCUCCUCUUCGCCAUCGGCCUCCACGCCCACAACGAGGUCCCCCGCGCCGCCCAGAUCUUCACCAUAGCCCAAAACCUGACGCUGGAAAUCGGGCUCAACCGUAUGGAAUUUGCGCUGAUGCACGGAGAAAACGACGCCCAGUUAGAAGAAAGUUGGCGGAGAACGUGGUGGUCCAUGUUCACAGCCAACGGCAUGAUGACCGCCGUUAACCCCGGCGUGCAAUUCCGACUGAAAGAUGUCGUAACCGACGUACCACUGCCAUGUGAGAACGUCGAGUACUUUUCAGGUCAAAUACCCUACCCCUCCACCCUCUCCGACUACGACGACUCCGCCUUCCUCCCCCACUUCACAACCUUCUCCUCCUUCACCUACCUCAUCGACGCCAUCCGCAUCCUAGGAAAAGUCUUCGAAUGCGCGCGUCUAGACUCCACCUUCGAAUACCACGCCGUCGACGUCGUAGACCAAUACCUGUGUAACUGGCGCCUACACCUCCCCGCCUCAAAAACAGACAUCGUCUCCAACGACGGCCACAUCGACGAAGUGCUCUUCCAGGCCCACAUGGUAAACGCCGGCAGCACAAUAAUGCUGCACCGCCCGCGCAGCAACCUCGGUUUCGGCCGCGUCGAAGGCGUAAACAUAUGCGUGCAACCCGGGCAGGUCCUCCUCCCCACGCAAACCCGCGAAAUCCACACCGCGAAAUGCCUCACCUCUGCCGAAAACAUCUCCUCCUUAAUCCGUCUGCCCGGACCCCUGCUUUACCACACCCCCUUCUUCACCUGCGUCGUCGUAAUGGCGUCUGUCGUGCACCUCUCCUACUGGUCCUUCCUCGUCCCCGACGGCCAGGACGACAUUAUCAAGCAGAGCAUCCGGCUCGAUGUUGGCACGCUGCAGCAAUACAGCAAUACGUGGCCGAUUGCGAAUGUGGUGCUGGGACAGCAGGACGAUGUUAUUAGGGGCGUUAUUGAGGAGGGGAGGAGUGUGCCGCAGCAGCAGUAUGCGCAGUUGAUCGCUCCGUGA
This is a messenger RNA of Alternaria conjuncta, 1839 nucleotides long. RefSeq lists its product as uncharacterized. Gene Ontology annotation, biological process: DNA-templated transcription. Gene Ontology annotation, molecular function: zinc ion binding; DNA binding. The transcript is spliced from 5 exons. NCBI's taxonomy places the organism in Eukaryota, Fungi, Ascomycota, Dothideomycetes, Pleosporales, Pleosporaceae. The record is from RefSeq and is a predicted model, not a curated record. The coding region runs from base 1 to 1839 and encodes 612 amino acids.